GUUGAAGGCGGAAGUGUGUGAGUUUUCGUGGUGGAAAAAAGUUCUCAUAGUUGUUUUCAUGCCAGUGUAGAAAAAAGUCACGCUUCAGUCGUUUCUCGCCUCUUGUGAGACUUUGUUGAAGCCGUUUGAAGACACCAAAGGGACCAGUGCCUCUUAAGGAUGGGGAGUGAACCAGGCCCAGUUCAGAUCGUCACAGUGUGUAAGGAGGAACACUCCUUCACUUUGGACACCGAGGCUCUGACUCGGGUUCUGCUGGAUCCCAAGGUCCGAGACAAACAUGUGGUGGUGCUGUCGGUGGCCGGAGCCUUCAGGAAGGGCAAGAGCUUCCUGCUUGAUUUCAUGCUCCGCUACAUGUACAGAAGGGGCGAUGAAAACUGGCUGGGUAAUGAUGAUGAGCCGCUCACUGGAUUUUCUUGGAGAGGAGGUUCAGAACCAGAGACGACAGGCAUCCAGCUGUGGAGUGAGGUUUUCCCUGUCACAAAGAGCGAUGGAACAGAGGUGGCAGUAGUGUUGAUGGACACUCAGGGAGCCUUUGACAACGAGUCCACGGUGAAGGACUGCGCCACCAUCUUUGCCCUCAGCACCAUGACCAGCUCAGUACAGAUCUACAAUCUGUCACAGAACAUACAAGAGGACGAUCUGCAGCAGCUACAGCUGUUCACAGAGUAUGGUCGUCUUGCCAUGGAUGAGAUCUUUCUGAAGCCCUUUCAGUCUCUGAUGUUCCUCAUCAGGGACUGGAGCUUUCCCUAUGAAUACAAGUAUGGCUUUAAAGGAGGCGAGGAAUUCCUGGAUAAACGGUUACAGGUCAGCGAGACCCAACAUGAGGAGCUGCAGACAGUGAGGGAACACAUCCAUUCAUGCUUCACCGACAUUUCCUGCUUCUUGUUACCUCACCCUGGGUUGAAGGUCGCCACCAGCCCUGUUUUUGAGGGACAGCUUAGUGCUGUUACCCCGGAGUUCAAAGAGCAGCUGAAGAGCCUGAUCCCCAAACUGCUGCAUCCCGAUCGACUGGCUGAGAAAGAAAUCAAUGGAAACAAAGUCACUUGCAUGGGCCUGCUCGAAUUCUUCAAGGCUUACAUCAAGAUUUACCAGGGAGAAGACUUACCGCAGCCAAAGACUAUGCUCAUGGCUACAGCAGAGGCAAACAACCUGGCAGCCGUGGCAGCAGCCAAAGAUCUGUAUAACAAGAACAUGGAGAAGGUGUGUGGGGGAGACCUGCCCUACGUGGCUCCUGACUCUCUGGAGGAAAAGCAUCAAUUCUUCUUUAAAGAGUCUCUCCACAACUUCUCCUCUACCAAGAAGAUGGGCGGACAAGAGUUUUGUGACCGUUACCAAGCACAGCUGGAGAGUGAGCUGGAGGAAAUGUGGAAGUCACUCAGCAAGCACAAUGAGUCAAAAAAUCUCUUCAGCGCCUUCCGGACACCUGCAGUGCUGUUUGUCCUGGUGUGCCUCCUCUACGUGCUGUCAGGUAUACUGCUCUUCGUCGGCCUGUCUACCUUCGCCCUGGUGUGUGACUGUACUCUGGGUGUGGUCAUGAUGUCCAUGCUGACGUGGGCCUUCAUCCGCUACUCCGGUCGGUACCGGAAUGUAGGGGGAGCCAUCGACCAGGCCGCAGGCGUCGUCCUGGAACAGGCCACGGUGGUGUUGAACAAGUCGAGAGGCACAGGCGCCAGUGACCAGAAGAAAUCCAGUUAGAGGACCUCUGAGCCUUUGUAAUCUCGAUGCAAUGCUACCAGCGCACAACACAAGCACACAUUCAGAACUAAAGCCUUAUCAUGCCACCCAUUGGAACAAACAUGCAGCUAAACCACAUUGGCAGUACAAACAUGAUGCCAAUUCACCAGCAUCUUUAUUAUGCACGUUACUCAGCCUGUUAAAGUCCAGGCUUGUUCAGAGGUGACUGAGGCAGGGGGUUAAAGCAUCCAAAUCCCUCCUAUUGACACUUCCUGUCUUAAAUUGGCACUGCCAUCAUUUAAAAGUUUACAAUUGGUCUUAAUAGACGAGUCGAUGUUUACCUUUAAACUUAUAAAACACUUAGUUGGUUGUAUAUUGUUUGAACAGGGGGAGUCAGGGUGAUUUCCAGACAAAGCUUCUGCAGUAUAUCUUAUUACCUUUAAAAAGUGCUGGCUUUAAAGCUUCUACUUUAUACAUAUUUCUUUGUGGCGAUAUUUUUUUACUUUGUGGCCUUAAAAACAUUCCAUUCUGUUUGUAGAUUUGCUUUAUAUUUUAUAUAAACCAGCAUUUUUAGAAGGGUGAAACUGUCACUGCUUUGAAAAGACAAGAGGAUACGCACUUUCUUUAUAGCACAGUAAAGUUUUGGAAGCAGCAUGUAAUGGGAGCUCAGUCGAAUCUCAUUUGUUUCAAGUGCUUUGCCAUUUAUUCCUUGAUGGAAAUGUGUUACACUUUGUAGAUUUUGAUACUAUAUAUACGAGACUCUUCUAGUGUAAUAAUAUAUAGGAACCUAUAUUCUGCAACAUUUUCCAGCUCCAAAGAUAAGAUAACAUUAUUGGAAUACUCAAAGGUGUUGAACGCACUACAUAAUAGAAAUAGCGACCAGUCAGCCAAAGAGUUAGCUUUAAAUGUUUGAAUUAUACUUCAGCCUGCGAGUGUUAAACUUACAUGGGACAAAUAACAAGCAGGAUGUUUACACAUACAGAAAGCACAAGCAAUAAGCAGUAAAAACGUAUCGAAAUGAAACCUAUUGGCUGUUUUAAGUUUGCAGUACACAGGGACAGAUUAUUAUCAUUUGUGGUUGUCAAAAAAUCUUAUAAGGGACACACACCUGAAAUCAUGAACACAUAUUUUCCUCUUACUUGUAGUGCUCUUCAUCAGUCUAGAUUGUUUUAGUGUGAGUCGCAGUGUUGGAGAUAUCAGCUGUAGAGAUGUCUGCCUUCUCUCCUAUAUAAUGCAACUAGAUGGCACUCGGCUUGUGGUGCUCAAAGUGCCAAAAAAUACUUUGAAAAACUCAUCAGUAAUUUCACAUUUCAGAAAUCAUGACCUGGUUACUCAAGAUAAUCCACAGACCUUGUUGUGAGCAGUUUCAUGUAGGAACUAUUUCCUUUCCACCAAACUACACACACCAACCACAUCACCGCGCAGAAGGAAGUGUGCAUCUACUACUAGCUCACCUAGCAUCACUGGGCUAGCUAACGUUACAGCCCAGCUGAGGAGGACACCAUCAAUGUUUAGAUCUUGAGCUGUCAUGAGCACAAGCCUCUCAUAAAUGAAUAGAUGCACUCUUCCUUCUGCACCGUAAUAUGAUUGGUGGGUGUAGUUCGGUAGAAAGAAAAUAGUUCCUACAUGAAACUGCUCACAAGGUCUGUGGAUUAUCUUGAGUAUCCGCAUCAUGAUUUCUGAAAAGAGACAUUGCUGUUGAGUUUUUCCAAAUUUAUUUUUUUGGCACUUUGAGCACCACAAGCUGAGCGCCAUCUCGUUCUAUUAUAUUAGAGAGAAGGCAGACAUCUCUACAGCCGAUAUCCCCAACACUUCAGCUCACACUGAAAUAAGCUAGAGUAAGAGGAAAAAUUUGUGUUUUUGAUUUAGGGGUGAACUGUCCCUUUAACAUGUAAUCAUGUUUGCACAGAAAUUAAUUCCUGAUGCUUUUAGCGACCAUGUGUAGCCUAUGAUAUCAGCUCCACUGUGAGAAAACACUGUGAUACAUCACUGUGAUGCAUUGGUUAUCUUGCUGCAGCUAAGAGUGAUAUUUCAACCUUCAGAGUUACUCUCCAUAAAUGUUUUAAAAGUGAUCAUUAGGAAACUUUACAAGAAAACUUUGUCAAACGUCUUUCUCAACAUGACAAACUGUUUCUUUUUGGUAAAAUAAUCACUGUAUGAGUCCAGCUUGAAACCAUUGCGUGCUCGGGUCAGAGCUUUGCUUUGAAUGAAGUGCACGUAAGGGUUGCAUAACAUAUAAUAAAACCAUAUUACAGAAAAGGAGAAGAUAUUACAUUUGGGCUUGUCUCUUACCUGCAGCCAUUUAACCAAUCAGCCCUAUUUUUCCAAAAAACAGUCAUACAGGGAAUUAAAAACGUCGACUACACAGGGGAUUUAUUAGGUUUUAUUUUUCCUUUGUGGAGCCAGGCAAGGCUUCUCAGGCCAACUCAGAAUGAAUCAGGCACUGGAUUAAAGGACUGAUUAUUUGCAACUAUGCCCUACAUCUCUGAAUAUGAGAGGCAGAUUCUUUCAGAUUGGAGAAGUGGAAUGACAAGCAUUUAGUAUUGUAAAAUAAGCCUUUUAUAUGCCAUAAGAGCAAAAGUCUGAGGCUGUAAUGAUUUUGUAUUGUGUACUUCAACAACUAACCAUGUAUUUCCUGAGCUCGAAUACAGUGGACACAAAAAGCUGAUAAACAUGCUUUAAUCUCACAGUGACUCCAUGAUACUGCAGGUAGAAGUCAUAAGAAUACAAGAGAUGUGGAAAUUUGGAGGAUGAGAGACUUUCUCAUGAUUUUUGACCAUCAUUUUUGCACAUUCCUAGCAGUCCCUUUCCACGAGAGGAGGAAGAUUCAAGAUUUUUCUACAAGCACUUUCUAUUGCACUCCCCCUCCUCCUUGGUGCGUGUUGCACACAGCUCAUUCCAAAAGUGAAUAAAUGCAUGCAAUAUUGUAGUUACGGCUAAUGUAAUCAUCUCUCGCAGGGGUAUGGUGGCCUUGACUUGAGAAAUGCUGUUUUCUAAAGAAUAAACAAAGCUUGAAACUGUUAA
Molecule: messenger RNA, 4698 nt
Organism: Epinephelus moara (kelp grouper)
Lineage: Eukaryota; Metazoa; Chordata; Actinopteri; Perciformes; Serranidae
Gene: atl3
Product: atlastin 3
Exons: 14
Coding region: 160-1695 (511 amino acids)
Biological process (GO): protein homooligomerization; endoplasmic reticulum organization
Molecular function (GO): GTPase activity; GTP binding
Source: RefSeq, a predicted model, not a curated record